CUGGACGCAACAGAUUACUAAAAUAUAUCGGUCAAGAUUUGAAAACAACAGACACAACAACGUGAUAUGGGAAAUAACUGUGUCGCCCUUGACUUUGUAAUUCUAUCAACAAGUCCAAGAGAAAGGAAUCAAGCUGGCUCAUGUGUUUGAGAGCUGUUUGCCCUGUGAUCGCUACCGUUUGAGAUCCUUCGUUGUCAGUCCCCCACAGAACAAAGCACAAAACGCCUUCAGACAUGGGAGAGAAGCGGUGCUGAGGCGAACUGAACGCCACCUAGGGGAAACAAUGCGUGAGGUCAUCCCAGCAUCAAUGCGGACGGCCAAGGGUCCAUUCGCUUUGGCUGUGAAAUUUAGGAGAUAAUAUGAAACAGAAAUCAAGUCGAGUGUUCUACCGUAGGGUAGCAGAUGUGAGAAUAUUUAAUGUAUUAUACGAUGACAUCAUAGAUUGGAACUUAGAGUUGAUCGAUGAUCUACGUAGAUGUUAAACCCAGUUAAACCGGAGCCAUUCAGUCUGACUUGUUCGCAACAUCAAAAGAAUUAAAAAUUUAUUGUCAUCGAAAACAAUCAUAUCACAGGGGAAAAAAAAGAAAAUAUACUGUUCAAAAUACGCGUUUCAAAUAGGUCUAUUUGAUAUGUUUUAAAAUAUGAAACAUUCGGGAUUAUAGACACAAAGUCUCACGUAGUUUGGGGAAAAUGUGUUUAAUUUAAAGUUGAAAAAUUAAACAUUUAUAGUACACUACGAAAACAAAUUUUUACGCGAAGAUUAAACGUAAAAUCUGAAAUGUGAAAAAAUCACCAUGAAUAUUUGAAAUUGAUACGAAGAUUUUUAAAACUAGUGUAGACUAAAAUAUGGAAAUAACAUCAAUGCGGAGGAAGAUGAUUUUUGCGCCCUAAAUAUGAAGAAAUUUGUUCGACAAGAGUUUAAGAUAAGUCUGUAUAUCAGUACCUGAUGAUACAGUGGUGAAAUAAAAUAAGAAUAACAAUGAAGAUGAGUACUGUUAAGCUGGUAAAUACAAUCCCCGCAUAAUGACUUAAAGAUAAUGUAGGAAUAUACAAUCUUGAAAUUAUGAAGAACCCGCUGAAGGAGGAGAGAGUUCUUUGAUAUAUGGUCGACGGGGCAAGGAGAUUCAGAAAACUUCAUCAGCACACCAGGGUCGUGAAGGCUGCACACGGAGAUGUGCCGUGGCGUUUGACAAGAUGUGCUUUGACGUGUGACAAGAUGUGCUUUGACGUGUGACAAGAUGUGCUUUGGUGUGUUAUAAGCUGUGCUUUUGGCAAUCGGGAAGGCGACACAGCGGCACACGAAGUUACGCCUUAGCAUGUCGGGGUUACAAGAAAAUCAAGGAGCUUCGCCAAAAAGCGCCAGCCUGGACGAGAGUAGCGACGAGAUGAGCUACUACCCCGAGUCGUCCGCGUCCCUGAGUUCCAAAUCCGACGGCUCCCUCAGCACCAAACACAACGUCACCGAGGUAUCGACGGACGACACCACCUUCCAAUCAACGUCCAUGUCACUAACCGUCUCCACGGUGUUCACCAUCAAACUCAUCAACCAAAUCAAAACACGCAGCGAAAACCCCAGCCCGACGCGGUGUGAACAACCGAACUCAAAUCACUCAUUGGUGUCGGUGAAUUCAUGCUUGUCUGAUCACUCCACGACGAGAGUUUGCUCGGAGACGUGUAUGACUUUAACUUCCAUGAGAGGGAUAUCCCCAGUCUACGCAAAGACGUACAACACAGUCAACAAAAGCUACAUCUCCAGCCGGUGUAGUCGUUCCGCUAUCGAGACGUCUGAGUCUAGUUAUGACAGGACGUACAUGUGCCUCAACAGCCCUUUGUCGAGCUCCUCUUCGGAACACAGCAGCUUGACGAUUAAGCCGUGUGUCAGCCUGACCAAUGUCGAUAGUUUUAGUUAUGAGAUCACUCAGCUCACCAGCAGGAUGGAGAAAGAAGUUGCGAAGCAUAUGGUGAGCGCUAAUGAAAGCGGUACCCUCAACCCUUACGUUUUUUUCCCGAUUGUUGAAAAAAGGAAGCUGAAAGAGACAGUGGGUACCUGGGCUGAGGAGAGACACCAGGAGAUGGUGGAGGAUGUUGAGGAGAACGAGGAGGGCGAAGAGGAAGAUAGCGAGAGUAGCUGGGAAAGUGGGAGUCAGGAUCAGGAGAGUGACUCGUCUGAAUCGGAGUCGCACGCCGACGCCGCAGAGUCGUUUGAAGAAGAUGUACAUGAGGCGGGGGCACUUGAAGUAGAGUCAGUUGAACCGGGGGCACUCGAAGUGGGGUCAUGUGAUCUGGGGCCACGUGAUCUAGGGUCACAUGAACUAAGGCCAUGUAAACUAAGGUCAUGUGAAAUAAGGCCAUGUGAUCUGGGGCCACGUGAUCUGGGGCCACGCGAUCUAGGGUCACGUGAACUAAGGCCAUGUGAACUAAGGUCAUGUGAAAUGGGGCCAUGUGAUCUGGGGCCAUGUGAAUUAAGGCCAUGUGAUCUGGGGCCACGUGAUCUAGGGUCACGUGAUCUAGGGCCACGUGAACUAAGGCCACGUGAUCUGGGGCCACGUGAUCUAGGGUCACAUGAACUAAGGCCAUGUGAACUAAGGCCGUGUGAUCUGGGGCCACGUGAUCUGAGGCCAUGUGAACUAAGGCCAUGUGAACUAAGGCCAUGUGAAAUGGGGCCAUGUGAUCUGGGGCCAUGUGAAAUGGGGCCACGUGAAGUAGGGUCGCGUGAACUGUUGCCACGCGAGCUAGUGCCACAGGAACUAUUGUCACGGGGACUAUUGUCACGGGAACUAUUGUCACGGGAACUAUUGUCACAUGAGCUUUUGUCCCGUGAGCUGUUGUCAAAUGAACUUUUGUCUCAUGAACUAGUGUCACGUGAUCUAUUGUCACCUGAACUAUCGCCACAGGAACCACACGAGCUAGAGCCACACGAGCUAGAGCCACACGAGCUAGAGCCACACGAGCUAGAGCCACACGAGCUAGAGCCACACGAGCUAGAGCCACACGAGCUAGAGCCACACGAGCUAGAGCCACACGAGCUAGAGCCACACGAGCUAGAGCCACACCAGCUCCAGCCACACGAGCAGGACUCGCCCCGCGGCCACGCCACCUACUACGAACUAGCGGCAGGGGAUCUAAGCAUGGGCGGGUUCGGCGACACCACCCUCAUCUCGUACCACGAGCCAGAGGCGACACCGCAACCCCAACCCGAUAAAAAAACCACCCCUCUCGACGAGUGCGUCCCUCCAACCCCACCAAUCCCAGAGGUCACCCCGGAAGUGGUUGAAAAAAACUACGAAACUAACGCUCGGGCGAAAUUAUUGCAUAACAUUUUCAAAAAUCACUCGGCGUCUCGUGCGAAACUGGCGGCAAAAGAAACAAAGGGCGAGCACUCUAAAAACGAGGUCAAAAAUACCAGACCACGCCCCCGGACAACAUAUAAUCAAGACGAUGAAAAUACGACUACAUCUGAGCUCGAAUCGAGGAAAAGGGAAAUGAAGUCCAAAAAACUAGAUGUUUUUAAACCACCCGAAGAAGAGGCUAAAAACGAAUGUAGAACUCUUCGAGAAAAUGCCAGGAUAAAGGCACAAGACUACAGCCGGAAAUUGAGACAAGCGUUAAGUAAAGCCCGUCCUGCCACCAAAACAUGCACACGGACGAAGAAAAGCAACUGCGAUUUUUCAAAGCAGGCAGAUAUUUCUUCUCGUAAACCCGCCGAGAAAGGGUACAAGACUAAAAAUCAGACGAAGUCUAAAAAAAAUGUGAAUAGAAAAUUGAAUAGCUCGUGUGGAGGGGAUGUUAGGAAAAAAAAGUCUAGAAAAAAAGUAAAAAGUCGAACCGAAUGCUUACAGGCCAAGAGCGGGAAAAAAGGAGGUAACAACGGCCCCGUUAAAGGUCACGCACGAGCCUUAAGUAAAAAAAAUAUAAACCGAGGCGAAAAAGAUCGUGUGGUUCCAUAUAAAAAAACGAGCGCCAAAUCAAAGGUAAAUAACAACUACUCAGUCCCGGUACGAAGGACAAGCUCUUAUUUUAGUAAGAAAAAAACGCGCAUCAAAUUGCAAACAGAAGGGAAACGUCAACGAGAAGAAAUUACCGAAAACCAAAACCAAACCGUUAACGAAACUUGUCGCGUCGAGGUCGAAUUUGAGUACCUGUAGGUUCAAGCAGGGCGCUGACCGACGUUUUAUAUCGUGCGCGAAGCCCAAAAGGAACAACAUCUCAUGCGACCGAGCCUGCGUGUUUAAUAGCUGCUCCAGCUUAAGUUCUUCGCGGAUGGGUCGCCAUUAUCUUAGAAAACUCGAGAGCCCAUCCUCAUUCAAAAAUCGCACGAGUCGAUCCUCUCUUAGAAAACGAGAGAGUGACUCUUCUCUUAAAAAACAUAAGAGUCAGUCUUCCCUCAGAAAACGUGAAAGUGACUCCUCUCUCACAAAACGCACGAGUCAUUAUUCUCUUACAAAACGUAAGAGUCGCUCCUCUCUUAGAGGUCUCGGCAGUGACUCCUCUGAUGGAAAACGUAGGAGCCGGUCAUCUCUCAGAAAACGUGAAAGUGACUCUUCUCUUAAAAAACGCGGAAGUCGUUCCUCUCUCAAAAGACACAGAAGCGACUCCAAUGUUAGAAAACGAUCGAGCGACACGCCUCAACGGGAAAGUAGGAGCCCUUCCUUCCCCUGUAAACGUAGGAGUAAUUCCUCUGUCACAAAAGGUAGGAGUCACUCCUCCGUCACAAAACGUUGUAGUCACUCCUCCGUCAGAAAACGCAGCAGCGAUGCCAGUCUGAAAAACUGCUUGAGCAACACACACCAGCGGAGACGCGAGCAUUUCACGAAGACGAACAACAGUAGAUGCAUGGGGUUGCCGCCUCAAGUGCCCAGACCCAGCUGUGGACGACGAGCACCUUCAAGCAAGCUACCGAAAGUCAUCGUCAAACCAUUCGGGCGGCAGCGUGGUGCAGCCACGCCGCUACAUCACCAUCACCACAGAAACACACAGCCCAACCACAAACCCAAAUCGUCAUGGACGGAGAGUCAGAAACGAGACAUAGCCAAGACGCCGGUGUGGCGAAAAACGCCUCGUUUCGUUGGCCUUAACCUUGAUGCCACAAAAAAGAAAAUCGCAGCUUCAAGCUUGCAAAACAUUUCCGGCGGUAAAUUUCCGGGGCGGAGCUUCGGUAUCUCGUCGAAAAAAACAAGUCGGUACGCGCUUGGUAGGCAGAAUUCAACCCAAGAAGCCAACGUAAAAACUAAUAAACAUUCAGAGAAAAAAACAAAAGAAAAUUCUAAAUCUAUAAGCAGACGACGCCGUUCCACCUCGCCAUCAAGUCCGAAGUACCACACACAGACAUCAUCCAACAAAGAAACAGCCGGUCCUUCCAGUUCCCCAAAACAACGGUGUAAGAAAAAAAACAACCGAAAACUCCGAAACGCAACUCACCGACUCGCGUGUCAACACCACGUUCGAGCUGGACGAACCCGACAGACAAGGGACGACACAGUUCUUUCAGAUAAUCGAGGAGUACACCAUCCAAACCUCUCCCCCCACCGUGAGCACCAGCAUGGGCAUCGAUGCCAGUCUAGGGUUCCAGACCACCACGGUCAGUACCAGAAAGGAGCUGAGGUUUUCCAACGACUCCCCGGGGGGAUCAGAGAACAGCAUCCUCCAAAUUGGCGUCCACUCCAUCACCGAGAGCGUGGAGUAUUUGUGAUUUGUUGUGGGUUUUUUUUUUCGUAAAUAAACACCUACAUGAUCUUGUUUUUAAUUUG
Messenger RNA from Physella acuta, 5747 nucleotides. RefSeq lists its product as uncharacterized. The record is from RefSeq and is a predicted model, not a curated record. Lineage: Eukaryota; Metazoa; Mollusca; Gastropoda; Physidae.